AAGACUAGUCAGUACAUAUGUCAUUACUCUGACGUAACAACAACAACAACAACAACAAACUUUAUUUAUAUAGCACAUUUAAAAACCAGUGUUAAGGUGCAUCCAAGGCUGUCUUUGCAAUGAGGUGGUCCUUUAAAGGCGUCAGUGCACCACCCACUAUUUCUUUGCUUCUACUGGACUGCUGCAGCUCAUAUCAUUUAGCAUUUUAUAAAUAUCACUUUUGUCUCAUUUGGGAAUACUGAGCUUUGUUUGUUUUUCAUUAUAUCAGUGUCCUUACAGUGUUUUACUAGUUUUUUCAGUUAUAGUCUUCACCUGUUUGUGUGAAUGAUAUCAAAGACAUUAAGGAAGUUUCAUCUACAAUGUUUAUGGGUUGAUGGAGCAACAUCACAUACCCACUUCAGCACCUCAGUUAUUUAUGUAUUCCAUGAAAUUUUCUCAUUUUUCAUAUUUAAUGACAGUUUGGACUCAAGCAUCAUCAUCUAUAAUUUAAGCAUCUGACUUCUUCAUUCAAUCAGAGUCUGAAAAUAAUGUAUAAAAAGACAGUUCAGUAGAUCAUUGUCACUUUUAAAGAAAUAUAAGUUACUUACUUUUGAGAGUUUUAUUAAUUUCUCAGAAUUUUUUAAAAAUUAGUUUUCAAAUAUAUAAACAAUCUGGCUCUAGUGUGUCUUUCUAGAUACAUUCAAAGACAAGAUAUUGGAUUACUAGAAGCCUGGUGGAUGGCAACUAUGAAAACCACAACGCAGAUCUAAAUGUGGACAAUCAACAUACGUCCAACUGAAACCAAACUGAUUACACUCUUUUACAGUAAAGGUCAAAGGCUGGUUAAAGUUAAAUCAUUUUAAUCAUUUUAAUUUUAUCACAAUCAUUUUAAUAUUAAAAUUUUACAUUUAUCCAUACUUUUGGAAAUAAUUUAAAUGUCUCUGUCCCUAUCUGUCUAUCUUUCUCGGUCUUUCUUAUACUAUAUUUUAUACUAUGUAUAUUCAUUGUAGUUUUGUGUUUAAUCUUGUUUGUGUAUUUUGAAUGUAGGAACCCAACAAGGGACAAGGGUUGAAGUUCAGCAAUAACUGUAAACUCUAUGAAUCACAUCUAAGAGUUGAAAUGUUGAAAUUCAUUGUCCCUUUUAAAUAAUUAAAUCAAAAUUGAAAUUGAAAUUUGCCCUUUUUGUCUCUGCUUUGGUUUAUGCAUCUUUCCUGUCAGCUUGAUCCAUUCACUAGACAAUUUGGGAUAUCCAAAAAGGGUGGCAUGAUACAUUAAUCAGCUAAUGCUGGCUUGCAUGGUCAGCAAGGUGCAUCCAGCAGGUAGAGGGGUGCACCAAACUGAGUUGUGCAGACAAAGAUACUUGCUCAUAAGUAUCUAUGUAGCAGAAACAGUUGAAUUUCACUCACCAAAACUAGUGUGCAAACUCAUUGGAUAGUUUGUUUGUAGGUACAUUAGAUACACAGCAAUAAAUAAUUUAGUCAGGUUAUUAUUUUACUCCAAAAGGCACGAACACCGCAAAGAUCAUCAAACAGUCCAGUUCAGUGAUUCAUAUUAGCUGAAGUCAGGACUCCCCUAUUACUCACAACAUCCUGCAUCUCUUUAAGCACAAAUACAAAUAACAUGAGUGAGUUACAUUAGAGUUUCUUAACUGUGGAGCUGCAGUUCAUGAUUUUUGUUUCUUUCACCAGGUUGCAAAUGUGUUUAUUUCAUUUUCUAGCCUGCUGCUUAAAGACAUCACAAAGAAAAAGUAGAAAAUUACCACAAAAGAAAUAUGACCAGCAGUCAUAGGAUGAGCACAGAGUCUUAGGUGGGAGUGAGUGUGCUUGACAUUUAGUGAGGCUUGUAAAACAAAAUAAAGUCCUUACUUACUGAAAUUUGUCUGGCUUACAGUUUUAAAGACAUCAGUGAAAUGCUCCAUCCCCCACCACGCUCCGCUGUGAUGUGUCCUUUUGACCCCACUGAUGUUUCCAACAUUCAAACUAUGUAAACUGCCAUUUGCCAUUGGUUUUGACUCCUGUUCCCACAGCAGUUCCUGACAAGUUUCAAUAUUUACAUUUUUCUAUGGCGUCAAAAUGCAGCAGACUGAACAAGGGGAGGAUGAACACGGUGCAGAGCUCUUGCUUUGUUCUUCAAAGGGAAACUGUUCCUCAUCCCCAAAAUAUCUGAAGUGCUGUCACAUGGACUCAGUGGAAUUUGAAGCAUUUACAGGCUCCAUCUUGUAACUGUCAAAAUGCUAAGUGUUGAGGGUAAGUGUCGUUAUUGUUUUGGAAUGCCUGUUCUGCUAUCAUUGUCUCUUCCUGUAUUUUUGGAGUUAUGUAAAAAAUAAAAUAAAUUCAGGUGAAUGGUGUUGCUCAACUUAUCUAAUUUCAUAUCCACUCAUUUCAUUCAAAGCCUUCUGAAGGUGUAUUUGGAUAACUGUUUGGUGCCUGUCCUGAUUUGGUGAAAAGUAGUUGAUCUUAAUGGAUAAACAGAGUCUGAUGGCACUUGGGGUAUUUUUCAACUAGCUGCAGAAAAAAUUAAAAAAAUCAAAACGCCAUGUAAAAAAUUUUUUUUUCAACAUUUAUGACGCAGACUUGCCCACAGGGAAAUCGUGGAUAUCGUGGGUCACAGAGAAUCGUGUAAUGCUGGCGGCAGGCUGAACCAGAUGUUCUCAAGUUUUCAAAAUUGGUCUUAGUUGAUGGACGAUUGAUAAAUAUUUAAGCAAGGGGCUAGUCUUUUAUCCUUUUGUAAGGCAUACCCUCCCAUAAAUAUUAUAUCUCACAGGUCUUGCACCUGACCCCUAUGGGUUGGGUGAAAUGUGUGCCAGGCAGCGGCCGGGAGCAGAGGCCCUGGCGGACCGAUCUCCAGCUACCGAGACUAGCAAUUGGGACAUGGAAUGUCACCUCUCUUGUGGGGAAGGAGCCUGAGUUAGUGCAUGAGGUUGAGAGGUACCGGCUAGAUAUAGUUGAGCUAAUCUCAAUGCAUGGUUUGGGCUCUGGAACCAGUCUCCUGGAGAGGGGCUGGACUCUGUCUCAGUCUGGUGGGCUAGGGUGGGUAUCCUAGUAUCCCCUCCGCUUGCUGCAUGUAUGUUGGGGUUUCUCUCGGUGGAUGAGAGGGUUUGUUCCCUGCACUUUCGGGUCAGGGAAUGGGUCCUGACAGUCGUUUGCACUUAUGCGACAAAAUACGGUUCAGAGUACCCAGCCUUCUUGGAGUCCUUGGAGUGGGGUGCUUGAGGGUGCUCCACCUGGGGACUCUGUUGUCUUACUGGGAGACUUCAACACUCAUGUGGGCAACGACAGUGAGACCUGGAGGGGCGUGACUGGGAGGAAUGGCCUCCCAGAUCUUAACCCGUGCAGUGUUUUGUUGUUGGACUUCUGUGCAAACUACAGUUUGUCCAUAACGAACACCAUGUCCAUAAGUGCACAUGGCACCAGGACACCCUAGGCCGCAGGUCGAUGAUUGAUUUUGUAAUUGUAUCACCAGACCUGUGGCCAUAUGUUCUGGACACUCAGGUAAAGAGAGGGGCUGAGCUGUCAACUGAUCACCAAUUGGUGAGUUGCAUCUGGUGGUGGGGGAGGAUGCUGGGACAGACCUAGCACAAAUAAAUGUGUAGUGAGCGUGUGCUUGAAAGGCCUGAGGGCAAGGGACCACCAGGCUGAAGAAGGAGUCCUAUAGGGCUUCGUUAGCCUGUGGGACUUUGGUGGCAGCUGAUAGAUACUGACAGGCCAAGCGGAAUGCGACCCGGCAGUGGCUGAAGCAAAACCUUGGGCGUGGGACGAUUUGGAAGAAGGAAAUGGAAAAAGACUUUCGGACUGCCUUGUAGAGAUUCUGGCAAACAAUCAGGCGUCUCAGGAGGGGAAAGCGGUGCUCUACCUGCACUUUGUAUAUUGCGGAUGGAGCACUGCUGACUUCGACGGAGAACAUUGUCAGGGGGUGGAAGGAAUACUUCAAGGACCUCCUUAAUCCCACUGGCACAUCUUCUGCGGAGGAAGCAGAGUCUGGGAACGAGGGGGAUGACUUGCUGGGUUUGAAGUUACUGAGGCAGUUAAAUAACUCCUUGGUGGCAGAACACCUGGGCCCGUAUCCCUAAAGAAUCUUUGUGCAAAAAGUGGCUCCUAGCGGCCAAAUUCUAAGAAAAUUCUCAGAGUCAUGACGUUUACUUAGAAUUUCCCCAAAAAGUGACACGACAAUCCCAGUUAAUAUAAAAGCUAUUCCUCAAGAUUCCUAGCGCUUAAAAGGGCCCCUAAGGCGAGAUCUGCUAAGAGCAGGGAAGAGGACUUUUAGUGGCUUAGGAGUUCCCCUAAGCAGCUGCACAAAAUGGCCAACAGAAGAGGCAGGAGAGAUGUCCUGCAAACACUGGAUGACAGGGAAUUAUUGAGACGCUACAGAUUGGAUCGUGCAGGAAUCAUGUUUGUGGUGGAUCUCCUUAGAGAUGCAAUUACUUCACCAACUCGACGCCACAACGCUAUUACACCGGAGACGAAAGUAAUCACAACCCUGAGGUAUUUGGCAACCGGGAAAAUGCAACAAUGCAGCAGUGAUGACUUGGGUCUGUCCCAAUCCUCCAUCAGCAGAGUCAUCCCCCAAACACUGACAGCUUUGUCACAACCUAAUAUUGUGACACAAUUUGUUUCAUUCCCGCUGGAUGCCCGCACUUUACACACACAUAAAAGGGCAUUUAUGGACAUUGCAGGAUUCCCUGGCGUUGUGGGUGUAAUUGAUGGAACACAUGUGAGAAUAAUUGCGCCAUCAGAGGACGAGGCUGUCUUUGUUAACAAGAGGAAUUUCCACAGCAUCAAUGUGCAAAUAGUGUUCAAUGCGGCCUGUAAGAUUUUGGACAUUGUGGCGAAACGGCCAGGCUCCACACAUGAUGCGAGAAUGCUCUCCGAGAGUGGCAUCAGACAGCUUUUUGAGAGACGCUAUGUGCCAGCUAAUUGCCACUUGUUAGGGGACAGUGGCUACCCAUGCAAACCAUGGCUCCUUACACCUUACCUCCAGCCACGCCAAGGGCCCCAACUAAACUAUAACAGGGCCCACAAGACAACAAGAGCGGUGGUGGAGCGUGGCAUAGGCGCUUUCAUGUUCUCCACGGAGAGGUGCGGCUGAGGCCUGAAAAAGUCAGCAAAGUCAUCAUAGCCUGUGCAAUAUUACACAAUAUUUGCAAGGUUAGACAGAUUGCAGAACCUCUGGAGGAGCCCAGAG
Molecule: messenger RNA, 5160 nt
Organism: Oreochromis niloticus (Nile tilapia)
Lineage: Eukaryota; Metazoa; Chordata; Actinopteri; Cichliformes; Cichlidae
Product: putative nuclease HARBI1
Exons: 2
Coding region: 4276-5064 (262 amino acids)
Source: RefSeq, a predicted model, not a curated record